CAACGCGAUCUUGAAAGGUCGCCAUUCCGAGUGUGGCCGCGGACCGCGUACCCGCUGCUCAUGACCACGCACGCCGAGACGACUGGCGGCAGCAAGCAGUUCCAGAGCAUACUCGGCGUUGUGCUGCUGCUCACACUGCUCUACUGGUCGCGCCGCUAUGUCCUUGGGCGCAGUGUGUCGUGGAUCGCAAGCCUCGUCACGGGCCAGCGCGUUCGGAUCCAGCAGAUGACGCUGCAGCCGCUCACGCUUAGCGGCAUCGAGGUCGCGACGACCGACGGCGUGCAACUCCAGCUCUCUCGCCUCCAAGUGGAUGUGCAUUUGCGGGCCUUCUUGGCCUCGUUCGGGCAAGGCAAGCUCCUGCGUCUCUUCUUGGAUGACGUGAUCGUCACCGCGUUGCCGCGCCCACCCCCUUUGUCGCCUCCCGCUCGCCGCAAGCGCCAAAGUGCAAAGUCGACGUCGGCGCUUGUCGGCCUCUUGAAGUUUACGCACAUCCACGUCAAGUCACUCGCGCUGCGCGGUAUGCUUGCACGCGAGGACGGAAACGGCUUUCUCGGAGGUCUCGGCCUCGUGCGGGACCUCGACUUGCGGAUCGCCGAUGCCACGAGCGCGACAACGUCUGUCGCUGUCGUCAUCUCGCACGCAGAGCUAAGCGUCGUCGCCAAGCUUUUAGAGACGCCGUCAUUGGACGCCAUCUCGGAGCGUCCGUCCUUGGUGGUUCAAGCCAACGAGCUCCAGUACACGAUCGAGCUCGACUAUGUCCAGCUACUGCCGCAGCACAUCGCCGUGCAAGGCCCACACGCCACCGAUCCGAGUGCGACCGUGGUGCUGCAUGCGGCGUUGCUCGCGUACUUAAGCGCGAUGACGUCCGAGACCAAGACGACGGCGGCGCCACGCAGCGCGCAGCCUCCUACUUCGUUCCACCUCGACACGAUCGCACUGCAGAUGACGUUUGUGCAUGGCCCUGACGACGCUCCCACCGAGCUCCGGAUGCGCACGCUGGUCGACGCGAUCCGCGUCACCAAGCAGAUCGAGUCCUCGGGCACCGAGCUGACGCUGGACGCGACUGUUCGCAGCGGCUCGGUGUGGCUCGGUGACGUUACGUGUCUGCUCUGGACGUCCAUGACAGUCCGUGUACGUCACCGGUUGACAGGUGAGAUGGAGACGAUCGAGAUGACAAGUGACGUCGGCGAGCUCUCCGUGCAUUGGUCGACGCGUCUGAGGAUGCUAGCCGACGCGACCGAGAGGGCGUAUCAAGAGAGCAAGUCGUCCUCGCCACGUCCUAAAGUGCCCCUCGUUCUUGUGGUCACGCUGCGCUGCGGGCAGGCGACGUUCGAGGCCGUUGACGCGGACAAAGCACUCAAGACGCAUCUUACCAAAGUACAUGCGAAUGUCGCAAAGACCGUCGACCAGUCGCGUCUUGAGCUCGAGAUUCAAGAUGGAACGUGGCGACUGCUGGCGCAAGACGAGCUUCUGAAUGUCGUGACCUCGGCCUCGCAGUUGGUGGUCACGGAGGUGGUCGCACCCACCAAGAGCGUGGUUGUGGACAUGACGAUGACGACCCUCGAAGCGACACUGCUGGGACUGCCCCUUUGUCAGCUCACUCAACUGCACGUGGCGUCUGCCGAAAGUGGCAACGACGUCCAGCAGAUCGAGGUCGGUGUCGACGCAGGGAUCUUCCACUGGGUCUUUCCACUGCAUGCAGCGCGCUUGGCUGCGGGCACGAAUGCGCUGUCGAUUUUGCUCUGGGUCCAAACCAUCAUGGAGCCCCCCAAGCCCCCCAUGCCAUCGAAGAAGCCUGUGCACCUUGUUCUCGAAAGCAAAGAGAUGUGUGUGCACAUCGCCGAGAUACCACACGUUGGAGCUUGCGCGAGCAACAUCACACAGCUCCACGUCCACGUGCAGGGCGGCAGGACGCAAGUUCAAGUCCAACAUUUGGUGCUGCGCCACGACGCGACCUGUGUCAUCGAGUGCUCCGACUUGCAUCUUGUCGACACCAAGCCGACGGCCUCAUGUGCUGCGAGCCACCUCCAAGUGGAUCUCACGUCCAUGUCCUUGGUCCUCGGCACCCACUUUCGACUAUUGGCGCUCGUGCUUCAACUACAAGAGCUCAUGGCACCCCCACGGCGCGACCGAAGCCUACCACCGCCGCUCAAGCUCGACGUCAACGUCCGCACCGUCGUGGCCACGGUCUUGGACGCGCAUCAGAGGCCUGCGGGCCGGCUCGAGGCCAGUCAGUACCACGUCAAAACGACGUUGACGCCGUCGUCCAGCACCAGUCUCUCGGACGACCACGCGGCGCUGGUCCGUGACCUCGAUAGCGUGCUUUCGUUUGAAGUCUACCGGCCGCUCCUCACGCGUCUCGUGGUGAUCGACCUCGAGAUGGACACGGGCAGCAUCGACAUGGCACUGAACGAUGUGGACGAAGCCCGCGUCGCGCACCUCCAGCUGCGGUCGUUGACGCUCGGCGGGCGUCUCCUGGACAUGGCGGGGGACUUUGGCAGCGUCGACGCGCGAGCCCCCGGAAAGCGCCUCGGGGUGUCCCUGCACAUUGCAGGGCACGGCAUCGCACUAAAUGUGCUGCACCCUACCGCCGUCGCCACCCUCGCCGCGUCCGUCGGUCGCACAUUAGUGUACGCUUUGGACACGGCCGUCUUGGAGGCAAUCCACGGUCCCCGCGGCAACCCGCGGUUCCAAUUUUUCGGCGAAGUCGACGUAUCGGCCACGGACGUCGCGCUGCGGUACGCGCUAACCGACGAUAUCACCGCGCAGCUCCGCGUCGCGCAGCUGCAAGUGGUCUGCGACAAGACGUACCGCGUUGACGGGCACGUCACGCAGCUAAGCGUCGGCCUCGUGUCGGACAUCGUGCUGCUGGCCCGGCUCAGCGUCGUGGUGCACUGCGUCCUCGACGACCGCGACCGCUCGUGCGAUGCGUGGUCCCUCUCGGUGGCGGCCAGCAUCCGCGCAUUGCACGAGACCGACUGCAAUGGCCUUUUGCUCGAGUGGGCGUCGGCACUCGCAGUGCUACGGGCGCUUGCACAUCGCCUGUCGGCGCCGCUCGCUCCGCCGACCGUAUCGCUCGAUCCACCGCCUUUACGCUUCUACCGCAUCGCUCGUCUGGCGCUGCAGGUCACGAUUGCGCCGCUUCAGAUGGCGUGGUGGCAAGACGCGUUCGCGAACCAAGCGUUUUUCGCCCAAGCCGAGACACUGGACGUGACCCUCGGACUUGUCGAAGCGCAUGGAGAAUGGACGCUGCCCACGUGCCGGAUCGCUGCGACAAGCACGCGGGCGUAUGAGCUCACGACGCGCGAUGCCAAGGCCGGACCGAUUCCGUUUCUGCGGGGCCCACCGACGUCGUUUUUUCUGGAAGCGACUGUGCUCGAGUACGCCAAGAGCACGCUGCCGUACAUCCCGAUCCACCUCGAUGAGUGCAAGCUUCUCUGGACGGUCGCGCUGCGGGACCACGUCUGUGGUGUCAUCGAUCUCGUACACCGCGACGUGCUCGGGCUGCAAACCGAGAAAGGCAGCACGUCGUCUGCACCGGCGGCAACGGCUCCCGUUGUUCUGCCCGAGUCCGUGGCGCCGCUUUCCUUAUUGGAGCUGCUCGAGCAAGGCAAGCUCGGACCGCGUGUCUCGGAUGCCGCGCCGGCCGCGACCAAUGCGCACGAGACCCGCGAUCUGGUCAAAUUGUAUCAACUUGAUAUUGAGCACGUGCAAAUCAACGUGCUCGAACCGGCAACCAAGAGCAGCCUCGUGCUGGCGUCCCGCCUCAUCCACCUCGAGUGGGGCUACGACGCCGCCGGUGUCCGCUCGAUGGCCGACGUCCAGCUCAAGGAGAUGCGGUGCCUCGUCGCACCACUCGACGUCGACAUUGGAGCCGGCAUUCUCUGGUACAAGGAGGCCGCGUCGUCGCUGCUACGGCCCAUUUUAGCCGAGUGCGCGCUCCAUGUCCAGUACGCCAUGACGCUGCACAACCAGGCGACGCGCAUCCGCGUGACUCUGCCAUCGAUCGAGCUCACGGUGGACUCGCACCAGUUUUUCCAGUGCUUUAGCGUCGUCAAACACGUGCUUCUCGCGCCGCCGUCGACCAAGAAGACAGUCUCGUCCGAUGCGUCGCCUCGCGCUGCACAAAAAGGCGGCAAGCGUCGCCAGCAAGCGAUCGCCGACGAGCUCCGUCGUCGGGACCUCCGCUCGCCAAGUCCGAGCACCGCACUCAAAAGCGUUGCUUUUGAGAUUGGACUUGCGCAGUGCCGGCUUCGGACGAGCCCGGAAGAUGGCAACAUUGAGUUUGUGGCGCUUGCGCUCCAUACCGCCCGAGGCAGCCAUGUGUUUUACGACUCGCUCUCGACGAAAUUCAAUUUGAGUCUCCAAUGGCUCGAGAUUCAAAACCUUCGGCCCGGCGCGUCGUCCAUGGCGUUUGACGAUCCCAUGGCCGUCCUCACACCGCGUCUCGCAACGCCCCAAGGUCGUCCACACGUCGAUCAUCGCCCGGGUUUUAAGUUUUCUGUAGACGUGCAGCCGCUGCUGUCGCUGCGGGCUGAGAGCCUCCCGCUGCUGGCCAAGGAAUUCCCGCCACUCCGCGUCUUCGAGGUGCUUGAAGUGAGUUUCUUCCCCGGCGUCGCGUACGACUUUGCGAUUCAGCUCGCGGUGGACUUUUACGAGCUCAUGUUUACCUUCUUUUUUGGCGCGGCGUCCAAUCGCACCGAGUCGUUUGGCAAGAAGAGCACAGGCAGUCGCCCGCCGGCGCCCGUGACAUCGUCGCUGCAUCCAGACAACGACGACGACGCCGAUGGGGACGACGUCGACGUCGAGAACGAAGAAGUCGUCUUCUUCAACUACGUGCGCGUCGGCAACAUCUGCCUCCAUCUCGCGUGCUCGGGCUUUGUCGUCAACCUCUCGGGCUUUGGGUUGGACCUGCCCCCGUUCGUGUGCCGGUCCAAGCUGUGUACGUGGAAGCGCUUACUGCGCAAAUUUGAAGUGCACUUGGCGUGGUGCGUCUCAAAGGAGAGCGCGUCGUCGGGCCUCCACCAUGUCAAGAAGAAACUGUUUGCGCUCACGAAGAAGACCGACAAGACGACGACAACGACCAAGGACGACGAGACCACCCGCAAGAUGCUCUUUGGACCCUACCACCCAAACACGCGCCACGACGCGACCGAGUCGUAA
Molecule: messenger RNA, 5163 nt
Organism: Saprolegnia parasitica CBS 223.65
Lineage: Eukaryota; Oomycota; Saprolegniomycetes; Saprolegniales; Saprolegniaceae
Exons: 5
Coding region: 61-5163 (1700 amino acids)
Source: RefSeq, a predicted model, not a curated record